Siniperca chuatsi (mandarin fish) is the source of this 2920-nucleotide messenger RNA. It is a transcript of the gene bhlhe40, whose product is annotated as basic helix-loop-helix family, member e40. The coding region runs from base 359 to 1594 and encodes 411 amino acids. Gene Ontology annotation, cellular component: nucleus. Gene Ontology annotation, biological process: regulation of transcription by RNA polymerase II; anterior/posterior pattern specification; circadian regulation of gene expression. The record is from RefSeq and is a predicted model, not a curated record. Gene Ontology annotation, molecular function: DNA-binding transcription factor activity, RNA polymerase II-specific; protein dimerization activity; RNA polymerase II cis-regulatory region sequence-specific DNA binding. Lineage: Eukaryota; Metazoa; Chordata; Actinopteri; Centrarchiformes; Sinipercidae. The transcript has 5 exons.
GUCCAACACGUGAGGCUCAUGUGACCGUGUCGAGUGUGUGUCUCCAGCCGAGAGACGUGCCUGCAGUCACAGGGUUUAUUUAACACGUAGUCAAAAACCCACCCAGCUCUCACACAUUCAGCCGAGCGUGGAGCCUCCCCAGACGUACUACCGAGUCCGGACCUCAGGGUGACAACACUGCGCCGUGCCCAACUCCAGCUCAGCGGGAACACACACGGGAUAACAGGAGAUACUUUUUUCUUUGUUUUUUGUGUGAUUUUUUUUUUUUAAUCGUUUUGCAGUGCGACUAUCAGAGACACAUUUGGAACGUUCUGAAGGCUUUUUGAAAUAAUUUAUUCGGCUUUUACAGUUAAGCGACAUGGAGAGGAUUACCAGUGCGCAACCACCUCCCUGUGGGUCAAAACACACGCCACUGGAUAUAUCUGACAUGCAAGGAAUGGAUUUUCCCAUUUGUGUGUACACACCCAGGAGGGGUAUGAAGCGAGUGGGUGAGAGCAAGGAGACAUACAAGUUGCCACACCGACUGAUUGAAAAGAAAAGACGUGACAGAAUCAACGAAUGCAUUGCCCAGCUGAAGGAUUUGUUGCCAGAACAUCUCAAGCUUACAACGCUGGGUCAUUUGGAGAAAGCUGUGGUGCUGGAACUCACUCUCAAGCAUGUGAAAGCCCUGAGUGGCCUCCUGGAGCAACAGCAGCAGAAAAUCAUCGCGCUACAGAAAGACCUGCAAAUUAGUGAUCAUGGAGGUGACAGCGCAGAGAGCAGCGAGGAGAUGUUCCGCUCCGGCUUUCACUUGUGCGCGAAGGAGGUCCUCCAUUAUGUGGCCAGUCAAGAAAGCAGCAGGGACCUGACUCCUUCCAAUGUCAUCAGCCACAUCCAAAAGGUAGCAGCUGAAGUCCUGCAGCAUCGAAGCAGCCUACACCCAGAGUCCAUCUCUCAGGCUUCGGAGAAACCGAAGAAACCCGCCGGACAGCCCCAAAGGGUUUCUGAGGUCCCAGCUAAGAACUGUGUUCCUGUCAUUCAAAGGACUUACCCCCAUGGGAUGGGGGAGCAGAGCGGCAGUGACACAGACACUGACAGCGGCUAUGGGGGAGAACAUGACAAGCGUGACCCCAAAGCUCAGUGGUCAGAAAGCCAUGCAAAGGAAGUGGAGCAGGUCAAGCGUGUCGCGUCUGAGAGGACGGCUGGUGCCAUCAAGCAGGAGGGGGAUGAGCCUCAGGCCAAAAGGUUAAGGUCUGACUCCUCAGAGGACGAGAUUAUCUCUGUUCACGUGGCAGGAGGCCCUGGCAGCUACAUGAGCUUCUCCCCCAACCAGCCCCCGUUUUGUCUCCCCUUCUACCUCAUCCCCCCUGCAGCUGCAACAGCGGCAGCCUAUCUGCCCAUGCUGGAGAAAUGCUGGUACUCCGGGGGCAUGCCGGUUAUGUACCCAGGCGUGAGCGGCUCUGCAGUGAGCUUUCCCCCAGAGACACUCCCCUCAUCUCUGGUGAUGUCCCCGAGGGCAGGGUCUCCAGUACCCCACCAGAACCCCAUGGACUCCCCUGCUCUUCACAAAGCUUUAAGGCAGGUCCCGCCAUUGAACUUGGAAACCAAAGACUGAACAGAUGUGUUUCUGUUGGAAUCUUGCCCUCUGAAUGUUAAUGGGGUUGAAUGGUUGGGCCGCUGAAAAGAGGGUGAACAAAAACAAACACACUGGUAUCCCUUCAAACCACAGCCGUUGUUUGACUAUUGAGAAUACUGACCCCAACAAAGAACCCCAAAUUUUAUUUAAUCGUCCAUCAUGAGCUCCUCGCACACUGAAACGGGACUUUUGGGGGUCACCUGGAGCGCCCAUGUGAAGGCUCAUACGUCACCUGUUGCAUGGCUCUGAAACACUGUGAAGAUGGUCCGUUUAUAGAUCGUGCGUGCUCAAGAAAUUGCGAGUGUGUUUUUUUUUUUUUUUUUUUUUUAGCAAGGUUUGUCAUCUUCGCAUUCAGUGUUGAACAUCAGAGGUAAACCCAGAAUGUAAGGCACAAAUAAGCCCCCCGAAAAUGAUUUAAACUUAAUAUUUGCACACACACCAGUCUGUAAUGAAUGUAAAGACUGAACAAAAGCCCCUUGUAGAUGCUGCUUGAAUUAUUAUUAUCUGCUGUAGAUCUGUGAAUGGAGGAUCUACCUUCAGUGUUUGUUUCGCUCCUGUAACUUCAACAAACCAUUGUUUAGAUUAGAAUGUUACCAAAAAAAAAAAAAAAAAAAUGUCUGGCUCAUGUUGACCAUUGACGUCACAAAAGCCAUUGCUCCUUUGACCCUUCAGUUACUUUGGAACUAACUGAACACAAGCGUUCACGGUGUUCAAAGAAUUCAGGGCGUUGUCACUGUACAAGGUGUGUCACUCAUGUCUGUUUAAGAGUGAUGUGGCCAUAUGUGCUUUUACAAUUUAAUUUGUGACUCAUGACUAUUUGUGCAUCUAGAUGGAGUUCCUGUGAAGUCAUGUCUUGUAAUUAUUUUUGUUUAUACUACUUGUACAUCUCUAUUUUUGAUACGUGACCCACUGAGUGUACUUGCAUCGCUACCAGAGGAAGACUGAGGUAGUCAUUUGCUGUAUGCCAAGAGAACGUGUACAGUAUAUAGCAUUGUGCUCAACCAGAUUUGCAUCUUGCCCACAAAUUCCCGGUCAGGUUAAGGCCUGACCUUAGCUCAUGCUGUUGCCUUUACUCGUUUAACGCAGACACGAUGACGGCAGGUGUUUCAACGGAUUUGCUUUCAAUGUUGUGUCUGUGGCAAAGAGAUUGAAUGUAAAGUUCAAACAAAAAUAAUAGUUUUGUAUAGAAAGAGGUACUUGGGAUUUUUAUUAUGACAUAACAAAAGGUUGUUUGUUGUACAUAUUUUGUAUGUAAAGUAUUAUUGAUAUAUUAAAAUAUUAAUAAAGACCCUCCCUCCCCCCCAA